Messenger RNA from Raphanus sativus (radish), 1634 nucleotides. RefSeq names its product putative F-box/FBD/LRR-repeat protein At5g22670. Bases 108 to 1529 code for a protein of 473 amino acids. The record is from RefSeq and is a predicted model, not a curated record. Gene Ontology annotation, molecular function: protein binding. Lineage: Eukaryota; Viridiplantae; Streptophyta; Magnoliopsida; Brassicales; Brassicaceae. The transcript is spliced from 4 exons.
AACCCUAGAAGACGUAUCUGCUGAAGCUACUAGUGAAUCUGAGAGGCAACGAGAGAGCUCCACGGUGAGACCUUACUUGAUCUUGUGUCUGAACGUGAAGCAAAACAAUGAGCGAGAGAGGAACAUCAUGUUGCAGAAGCGAAGAGGACAGGAUAAGCUUCUUACCUGAUGACUUGCUGUGUGAGAUACUCUCUCAUGUUCCUACAAAGACAGGUGUUAUGACUAGUGUUCUGUCUACCAGAUGGAGAACUAUCUGGCUUUCGAUACCUAUCUUGGAUUUGCACACUGAUGAUUUCCCUAACUUCACCGCCUUGGCGAGCUUCACCUCUUGGUUUCUAGAUGGCUCAUCAUGCUUACACAAGCUCAAACUUGCGUUCGGCUCUUUGAGAACUAUUCAAGAUAUCUCUAAUGAGUUGUUGAAAUUAUCUUUUAACUUCGGGAGAAAUAUUCAAGAUAUCUCUAAUGAACCGUCUUACUUGAUGACACAAUGGAUCAACAGUGCAGUUACACGUAAAGUUCAACAUCUAGAUAUAACAUUCUUAUAUCCUUGGAUUGUGGAGAUGAUGCCACUAAGCAUCUACACCUGUGAGACUAUAGUAUCCUUGAAACUCUGUAACGUGUCAUUGGCUGAUUCCGAGAAUGUUUCUCUACCUUGUCUCAAGAUCAUGCAUUUGGUUGGCAACGUUUACACUAGCAAUGCUUUUCUUGAGAAGCUUAUCUCAUCUUGCCCGGUUCUUGAAGAGUUAACAGUUGUUAGAAACAGAGAUACAGAGUACGACCUUAGGGUUUUACGAGUUUGUUCCAAGUCAUUAAAGAGUCUUGUGGUUGAUCUCGAUGGUAGAAAGUGUUGGUACAGAGAUUUUAGGGUUGUUGUGAUUGAUGCUCCUGGACUCAACAAUUUGAGACUGAAAGAUAACCAGUUCACAAGUUAUGUAAUAAGCAAUUUAAGUUCAUCCGCCAAGGUAGACAUUGAUGUCAGCUUUGCCAAGCGCUCGAGCGUACCGGACAUGACUACAAGCUCCUCAAAGAGAAGUGUAAUGAGAAGUUUCUUCACCAUGCUCUCGAGCGUAAGGGACAUGACUAUAAGUCAAACAACUUUAGAGGGAAUAUGUCUCUACUUGAAACAUGAACCAGUGCCUCAGUUUCCUUACUUGAUCAGAUUACAUGCGGUCUUGUAUAGCUCUGAUUUGAGAACUUUGCCGAACAUUCUUCAGAUCUGUCCAAAUCUCAAAUCCCUUGUCUUGGCGUUGAGUUAUCUUAGGAUGGAGGAACUACAUGUUUUCUCAUCAUCAUCAGUUCCAGAAUGUUUAAGAUCAUCCCUGGAGUGCGUUGAGAUAAAAACACCGAUAAGAGGAGCGGUAACUGAAAUAGAACUAGUGAAGUACUUACUUGAGAACUCCGUGGUGCUCAGGAAGUUUAAGAUGUGUUUGCGUCGUAGGAGAAUGAACGAAGAGUCAAACAUUUCCAUGAAACUCUUGAGAUUGAGGAGAUGCUCUCCUUCUUGUGAAGUUGUUGUUCAACUUAAAUAGUUAGGUGGUGAUUAGUUAAUGCUGUUGUUGAAGUUUCUAUUAUGAAGUCUUUGUGAGCCUUUUGGUCACUAGUUAUGGAUGAUGCUUGAGAAUUCUAUAAAAGCA